GAUGGCGGCGCGGCGCUCCCGCGUGACGGCGCCGGGACCGGAAGCAGGCGGAAGUACUUCCGGCUCGGCGCGUCCCGGUGCGGCCGGCAGGUUUGGGUGUGGAAGAUAUAUUCCUGUGAUCUCCUGAAGUGGCCCACCAUACGUGCUGAGCAAGAGGAAGAGCCCAGCCGUGUGCAGACCUGAGAGGAGGAGGAGGAGCCGUUGUUUGACCUGAGCUUCUGGGGAGGACAGAUCAAAACACAGACUAUUUGGUUUCCAGAAUGUUUGUUGGAUAUGAAGACACCGACGAUACUGAUACAUAUGAAGAUGAACUUUAUCAUGAGGAGUCAUCCAGUGAGCAGAGCAUUGAUAGUGAGGUGGAAUUCCAUCUCUACAGCCAGAUCCACUAUUCCCAAAAUCUUGGAGAAAUCAGCAUGCUGGAAAUGGAUGAAGAAGCCGACGUUGCAGGAGUCACGGGUCAUAGUUCAUCUCUAACUGAGAAAUGGUCUGAAGACAAGGCAAUCCCUGAAGUCAUUGAUUGUGAUGCUGAGCUUUCAGAUGAUGAUCCCGAGAUCAUCGUCUUGUCUGAUACACCGGAUGAAGACAGUGUUUACAAAAGCAAAGCAAAGAAGUCAACAAGCUCUUUAGCUGGAGGUGAAAUACAUAGCCAUCUGGGAUCUUCCACACCAAAUUGUGCCAAAGCUGCUGGAGGUAAUACCCUGUAUCCUGCUGGAUCAGGCACAGACAUUUCCAGGCAAAGGAAGAGCACUACUGGGAAGCUUAACCCGGUUAGUUCAGCUGGAGCUCAUGCCACCCAAGAUGUGUUGGUAAUAGAUGACAGCUCAGAUGAGGAGAGCUCGACAUCUGGAAGUGAUAAUGUCGAGAGCUGGAUGCUUUUGGGAGCCGGUGCAGAUGACGGAGAUGAAGAUAUAAUGCUGAACCUUGAAGGCUGUGCAACUCCUGACAGUGAAGGCGAAGUUGGUGUGGACUGGUCCAUCUGUACUAAAGACUUAGAGGCACAGAUCUCCAACUAUGCAAGCGUGAGGCAUACCAGUAUGCGGUACUACACAGCUGACAAGAACGUUACCUGCAGAAACUGCAGCAGACGAGGUCAUUUGUCCAAGAACUGUCCCACUCCAAAGAAAGUUCCUCCUUGUUGCCUGUGUGCAGAAAGAGGUCAUCUACAAAACAGUUGCCCGGCACGUUUUUGUUUGAACUGCUGUUUGCCUGGCCACUAUUUCAGGGAAUGUCUUGAGAGAGCCUAUUGGAAUAAACAGUGCAAUCGCUGUGGUAUGAAGGGGCAUUACGCUGAUGCUUGCCCAGAAAUAUGGAGGCAGUAUCACCUAACAAUAAAGCCAGGACCAAUCAAGGCAGCUGGUUCUCACGUUGAGCGCUCUGCUUUAGUGUACUGCUACAACUGUUCCCAGGAAGGACAUUUUGGAUACGAGUGCCUGGAAAAGAGGAUGCAUGGGAGCAUGUUCCCUACUUCUCCAUUCGUCUAUUACUAUGAUGAUGACUAUGAAAUCAAGAGAAGAGAGAACAGAUUAAAAAGAAAGGUUGCAGACCUACAGGAAGCUGGCCUUCUGCCAGAACAGCCCGAGAUACCAUGGCAGGAAGAAACACAGGGGGGGCACAGCCGUAAGAAAAAGAGCAAGUACGGGAAAGAAUAUGGGAAACAUAACAAAGAUGGGGAGUGUCAUAAAAAGAAGAAGACGUCCUGGGCAGAGAAACCCAGACAAAAGAAGCACAGGAGGGAUGUUGAAACCGGCCACAAUUUUGAGGAGCACUUGCCUAGAGGGUCUAAAAGGCAGGCGUGUAAGGGCAGCCGAAUCCACCACAGGUCCGUUUUCAAGGCAUUCUCAGGCAGCAAGACUGCGUAUGUGCAGGAGCGUCUGGAAGGUGCUAAGAGGAAGAAGAAAUGGAAAAAGCAGAAAGACGAUAAUCCUGAUGUCAACGAGAAUUUAUUCCUCAUAAAACAGAGGGGGAAGAAGUCCAAGCAGAAAUCGUGGUGAUGGGGAAGUAGAUAGGUAGCACCAGCAUUUACUGGAUCCGGCUCUGCCUUCUGUUUAUUUUUGUCCCUCUCUUAGCACACUGAAUCUGAGUCCGUCCCUGAACCCGGGUGGGCAUGCCCAGGCACCAGUCCCACACCAAACACCCAUCUCUGUUCCCGAAAGGGAGUGCUCUGUCCGUCGUGAACUGCCCGCGUGGCAGGCGGGACUCGGCGCUCGUGCCUGGAGGGGCUGUACUUUUCAGCCCCAGAAUAUAGGCUCUAAGUUUAUUUUCUUUGCUUGGGGCAGCGG
Molecule: messenger RNA, 2279 nt
Organism: Tyto alba (common barn owl)
Lineage: Eukaryota; Metazoa; Chordata; Aves; Strigiformes; Tytonidae
Gene: ZCCHC7
Product: zinc finger CCHC-type containing 7
Exons: 11
Coding region: 261-1991 (576 amino acids)
Molecular function (GO): nucleic acid binding; zinc ion binding
Source: RefSeq, a predicted model, not a curated record